Molecule: messenger RNA, 3503 nt
Organism: Amblyraja radiata (thorny skate)
Lineage: Eukaryota; Metazoa; Chordata; Chondrichthyes; Rajiformes; Rajidae
Gene: nle1
Product: notchless homolog 1 (Drosophila)
Exons: 13
Coding region: 99-1529 (476 amino acids)
Biological process (GO): Notch signaling pathway; ribosomal large subunit assembly
Cellular component (GO): nucleolus
Molecular function (GO): protein binding
Source: RefSeq, a predicted model, not a curated record
GCAGGCGCCGCUCUCUCUCUCUCCCGGCCGUCCGCGUGGAGACGCUUCCUCGGCUGAACAUCGAUCGCGGCGACUCUCGGCCCUUCCAGCAUUUGACAAUGAAGGAAGAAAUUCAGCGACUGCUGGUGCAGUUCAAGGACGAGGGUGGGGCGGUCCUGGGGUCACCUUUCGAUGUCCCCAUUGACAUAACACCGGACAAACUGCAGCUUGUGUGCAAUGUUCUGCUGCCCAAGGAUGAUCCAUUGCCUUUGGCAUUUUACGUGAAUGAGUCUGAAAUAGUCACCUCGCUGGAGAAGACACUGCAAGAUCAGCAAGUGGAGACAGAAAAGGUUAUUGACAUAAUUUAUCAGCCUCAAGCAGUGUUUCGGGUUCGGGCAGUGACACGAUGCACAAGUUCUUUGGAAGGACAUACUGAAGCUGUCAUUUCUGUGGCUUUUAGCCCCUCCGGAAGGUAUCUAGCAAGUGGAUCAGGAGACACCACGGUGCGGUUCUGGGAUCUGACGACAGAAACUCCACAUUUCACAGCCAAAGGUCACAAGCACUGGGUAUUGAGCAUAGCUUGGUCUCCUGAUGGUAAAAAGCUGGCAUCUGGGUGCAAGAACAGUCAGAUAUUCAUAUGGGACCCCAGCACAGGGAAACAAAUCGGGAAGGUUUUGACUGGACAUUCCAAGUGGAUCACGUAUCUCUGCUGGGAGCCACUACAUUUGAAUCCGCAGUGUCGUUACCUUGCUAGUGCAUCAAAGGACGGCAGUAUUCGGAUAUGGGACACACUGCUGGGACGUAGUGAUAAAAUCCUGACUAGCCACACUCAGUCAGUAACCUGUGUAAAAUGGGGUGGUGAUGGUCUCCUCUACUCUUCGUCACAAGACAGGACUAUAAAGGUGUGGCGGGCUGAAGAUGGGGUCAUGUGUAGAACGCUGCAGGGCCAUGCACAUUGGGUAAAUACAAUGGCACUCAGUACAGACUACGUCCUGCGAACUGGAGCGUUUGAACCAGCUGAAGCGACCAUCGUUCACCGGGACAGGAACGAAACUUUGGAAGAACUGAAGCACAAAGCUUUACAAAGAUACGAGCAAACAAGGGGACAGGGGCAGGAACGGCUGGUUUCAGGCUCCGAUGACUUCACACUUUUCCUCUGGAAGCCGGCAGAGGACAAGAAGCCCUUGGCCCGAAUGACGGGCCACCAAGCUCUAAUAAACGAAGUUUGCUUCUCCCCCGACACCAGGCUCAUUGCCAGCGCAUCGUUCGACAAGUCGGUGAAACUGUGGGACGGCAAGACUGGCAAAUACCUGGCGUCCCUUCGAGGUCACGUGUCGGCUGUCUACCAGAUAGCGUGGUCGGCUGACAGUCGAUUGCUGGCAAGCGGAAGCAGUGACAGCACGUUGAAAGUGUGGGAUGUGAAGGCACAGAAGCUGUCCGUGGACCUACCUGGUCAUGCAGAUGAGGUUUACGCUGUUGAUUGGAGUCCUGAUGGGCAAAGGGUGGCGAGUGGUGGAAAAGACAAAGUGUUGAGAAUCUGGCGGUGGUGAUGGUGUUUCACAGGUCCACCAUUUUGACUUUUGCCUGGAUUUCUACUCGGGCAGACCGUGACUUGUGGCAUUCUUCAGUGAAGGAUUUGGGUAACGGAACUCGCAGUGACUGAAUAAACCAAAGUUCAUUCUUAAUCACGUGGGACUGCAGGUGUUUUGCUAACAUCUUUGUGGAGACAGGGAGGAGGAGACCUGUCAUUGCACAAUUUCAUCCACGCACUGUCGGCACUGUGACACAACUGGUAGAACUGCUCCCUCACAGCUCUAGUAACUCCCUGUGACUGCGUGGGUUUCCUUCGGGUGCCCCGGUUUCCUCCCACGUCCCUUGUGGAAUGGUAGUUAAUUGGCCUCUGUAAGUUGCCCCUAGUGUGUAGGGAGUGAAAGAGAAGUGGGAUAACAGAACUUGUGUGAUCGAUGGUCGGGAUGGAUUCGGUGGGCUGAAUGGCCUGUCUCCAUGCUGUAUCUUUCAAUUCAAAUUCAAUUCACUGCUUUAUCCCCGGCAUCAGGUCAGUGUCCAAACACUUGAAGUGAGAACUUCUCUACAAUGUAACUACAUGGAAAUUUCAUUACAGAUAGAAAUGUAAGAAGUGGCCAAUUAGAUACAUACUCAGCAAAUCAAUAAAUGACGAUAUUUCAAAACAGUGUCCAUGCCAUUGUAGGCCUGAGGCCCAAGGCAAGCUGAAGCUGCACGGAUUUAACUGCGGUGACUCACGACAAAUUUCUCUGUUGCAUCUCACCAACCUCUCUGCCCGCCCUACAUAAUAUCAUCUAACCACAAAUGCGUUUCAACAGAACAGUCAUGAGAAGAUCGCCUGUGCAUGUCCUGGCGUAAGUUCAGGCUGAAUUCAAAUUCAAAGGGUGGCACAGUGGUAGAGUUGCUGCCUUACAGUGCCAGAGACCCGGGUUCGAUCCGGAAUUCGGUUGCUGUCUGUACUGAGUAUAUAUGUUCUCCCUGUGACCUACAUAGGUUUUUUCCGAGAUCUCACAUUUCCCCCCACACUCCAGAGACGUACAGGUUUGUAGACUAAUUGGGUUGGUAUAAUUGUAAAUUGUCCCUAGUGCCUAUAGGGUAGUGUCAGUGUGCGGGGAGGACUGGUCAGCACAGACUUGGUAGACCAUAGGCCCUAUUUCCUCGCUGUAUCUCUAAAACUAGAAACUAACACUAAAUGACAGAAGGACAACAAUUGAAUGUGUCUGUUGUGUUAAGUUAUGGAUAUCAUGCUGGAGUUGUUUCUACCUCACUGCUGCCAAUGUUCACCUAGUUAUGUCCAGGCAAUGAGGAGGUGUUGUUUUGACUGGUCACAAUGGGCUGGCGCAGUUGAAGAAGCCUCGGCUCAGAUGAUCCGAUUUGGAUCCUGACCUUGAGUGCUCUCAGUAUGGAGACGGCAUGGAAUUCCUCCCACAGCUCAAAGAUGUUUUGGGUGGUAUGUUUAUUGGUUACUGUGAAUUAUCCUGAGUGUAAAAUGGAAGCAAGAGGAUGGCUGGUGGUGAGGGUUAGUUGUUAAGAAAAUUGGCAGAUCGUAGAUCGAUGCUUGACGGUUGACUUGGGCUAAAAGGCAUGUUAGCAUGCAGUAUGAUUCAUUGUUUCUGAGACAUACACAUUUGAUGUGCCAGCGAUAAAGUUAAAAGAGACUGAUCACGAGACGUUCUAAGCUUGGGUUGAACCAAUUCCACAGGAAGGAUACGCUCCAAACGAAGAAAGAAGAGCAAGAAAUGAAAAUAAGGAAAUUAUUUCUUAUGUUUGGGGAUCCCAGUAUUAUACAGGCUGCGCAAGGAAUGACAAGAGUUUCAUUAGUCUUUUCCUGCUUUAAACUAGCUCUGAAUUUCACAUUUUUCAUUUUAAAGUGCUGUCUGUAAAGUAUUUUGGAGGAUAACUGUAGAUCAAGGAGUGAAAAGAGAGAAAGGCAGAAGUUUGCGAGGUCAUAUCUUGAUGAUGUAUCUCAGUGUUUACUUUGAUUAAAUGGUACAAUGGUA